UUUUUGUUUGGAACCCAGAAAAAAGAUUCAUAAAACCAGGCAAUAGAAAUUUCAUCUGAAGAAAAGAAAAAGUAAAGCUAUUAAAAAUCAAAGCCACGAGAAGAAAGUAGAAAAAGUUACAGUCUCUGUCUAUCAAAAUCCCAACGGUAACUGAAAAUCGCCGGAACCGAAUCUGCGGCGAGCCAAAACUUGUGGAUCUUUUAAUGAAAACUUGAAGAUUCCUCUUUCCACGGUUGCUUCUAGGGUUUUCUCUUCGAUUCACCACAUCGUCAUGAACCAAAUCUCUUUCUGGUGCCUUUCUUUACUCCUUACGGUGGUGAUUGCUGCAGAAGAGACUCCUAUCACUCGUAUAGCCUUCGGAUCAUGCGCUAAUCAAAGUGCUCCACAGCCGAUAUGGGAUGCGAUAAACAAGUUUGAUCCGCAACUGUUUAUUUGGUUGGGUGAUAACAUCUACGGAGAUAUAAGAAGACCACUUACAGUCAUUGGGAAAGAGAGAACUUUUGGGCCAUGGAGGAAUUCACCGAGGUUUGUACCUUCUUCAGAGGAAGAAAUGAAACUAAGAUACGCUAAAGCCAAAGCUAAUCCUGGAUAUUCUCGUAUUCAGAGAAAAGCUAAGGUUAUUGGUACAUGGGAUGAUCAUGAUUACGGAUUGAAUGACGCUGGAAAAGAGUUUGAUCGUAAAGUCAUUAACCAAAAACUUAUGCUUGAUUUCUUGAAUGAGCCUCUUGAUAGUCCUAGGAGAAAGCAAGCUGGUGUUUAUGCUUCUUAUACUUAUGGUCCGCCUAAUCGGAAAGUUAAGGUUAUAGUUUUAGAUACUAGAUAUCAUAGAGACCCUUUAAGAAGUGACGGGAGCAUAUUGGGUGAUACGCAGUGGGACUGGCUCGAAAAUGAAUUGAGCGGUCCCCGAAGCGAAAUCACUAUCAUAGGAUCCUCUGUUCAGGUGAUAUCAAAUCUUUCUGCUACCACUGGACCUCUCUUUUAUAUGGAAUCAUGGGGUCGUUUUCCAAAGGAAAGGAAACGUCUUUUUAAACUGAUAGCAGAUACUAAGAGAGAUGGAGUUAUAUUCAUCAGUGGAGAUGUACAUUUUGGAGAAAUCACGAGAUAUGAUUGUUCUGUUGGGUACCCAUUAUAUGAUGUCACCUCCAGUGGUCUAGUACAAUCUGUUGAGAAAGUUGUCCCUCGUCCCUUGCGUUCCAUAGUUAGGCUUCUUUUUUGGUAUACUCCAAGCACGAUGAGAGUUAUCAAUGAUAACUGCAAAUUCAAAUCUUGCACAUACGGUAUUAUUCUCAAUUUGAUUCCUUUUACGUUUUCUUCUGAUAAACUGUGGAAAGAUUUAUUGACAAGCCAAGACACACUCGAGAUCAGAGAUGUUAACGGAGACACUGUACUAGGCACGAAUGUUUCAUUAUCUGAACUCCAACCAGGAGGCUCGAAUUCUUUAAAAGAUACAACAACUAAGGGAAAGUCUCAACGAUAUUGCACACUCGAAAUUGAAUUACCAGGAACGACCAGAUACCGAUUGGCAGUUCUCAUCUACUUCACCAUUGCUGUCUUGGCAAUGGCGAUAUUAGGACUUAUCAUUGGAGCUGUAUUGGCCAUAACAGCAUGCGUUUAUAAAUGCAAGGUCGAUUGAUUGUUGAUGACAUUAAUCAACUUUUUUUGGUCCAACAAAAGUGUCUUUAUGACUUAUAAUCUGUAUUAGUUGGAUUAUUCAGGGAUUACAAUUCGGAUGUAGCUUAUAAUGUUAAAAAUUGUUGAACACAUGGAUUUUGAUCUUGUGAUGGGAAUUCUAAGCUUGAGCUGUUAUUAAUUAAACUUCUUUGAAAGAGAAUGUUUGUGAACACAAGUUAAAUUCUAGACUACAUGCAAUAGCAUUAUAGUUUCCAGUUUCUUUUUUCUUUUAUUAUUGUAAACCAAGGUUUAUCGUUUAUUACAUAUGAAGGUUUUCACUGUCUAUUUGUAAUAAAUUAAACAAAUUAAA
Arabidopsis thaliana (thale cress) is the source of this 1981-nucleotide messenger RNA. RefSeq names its product Calcineurin-like metallo-phosphoesterase superfamily protein. The coding region runs from base 272 to 1633 and encodes 453 amino acids. The transcript has 7 exons. Lineage: Eukaryota; Viridiplantae; Streptophyta; Magnoliopsida; Brassicales; Brassicaceae. The record is from RefSeq and is marked reviewed.